Anguilla rostrata (American eel) is the source of this 5267-nucleotide messenger RNA. RefSeq names its product calsyntenin 2a (gene clstn2a). Gene Ontology annotation, molecular function: kinesin binding; amyloid-beta binding; calcium ion binding. Gene Ontology annotation, cellular component: cell surface; postsynaptic membrane. The record is from RefSeq and is a predicted model, not a curated record. Bases 229 to 3066 code for a protein of 945 amino acids. Lineage: Eukaryota; Metazoa; Chordata; Actinopteri; Anguilliformes; Anguillidae. The transcript has 17 exons. Gene Ontology annotation, biological process: homophilic cell-cell adhesion; positive regulation of synaptic transmission; positive regulation of synapse assembly.
CGUCCUACCAGAUCUCGGAGAGUACCUAGCAGUUACGAUCUGCGCCGCUUGCCACUGCCCUGCCCUGCGUCCGUGUGUCCCCGUUCUUACACAUUUCACGUCAGCUUUUUCCUCUUCGUGUACAACUUUAAGACAUUGCAAAGCUUCGACGGAGAGACAAACAGACAGACUCGUUGAGAGAGAGAGGUCAUCGUGCACUGAUUGAAUUGUCUCUUAAAAUUCGAGAAGAUGCUAAGAAUAUCCUUGGCGCUUAUUUUUGUGGCGUUGGGACGGUGCGGCAACCUCGUUGGAAAAGUGAACAAACACAAGCCCUGGAUAGAGACGUCCUAUCAUGGAGUAAUAACCGAGAACACGGACACUGUCCUUCUGGAUCCUCCCCUGGUGGCCCUUGAUAAAGAUGCGCCAGUCCCCUUUGCAGGUGAGAUCUGUGCAUUUAAGAUCCACGGACAGGAAGCCCCAUUUGAGGCGGUGGUGCUGAACAGGACGUCUGGGGAAGGACAGCUACGAGCCAAGAGCCCCAUCGACUGUGAGCUGCAGAAGGAGUACACCUUCGUUGUUCAAGCCUAUGACUGUGGUGCCCAGCCCAAUGGAGCAGACUGGAAGAAGUCCCACAAGGCAGUGGUGCACAUCCAGGUGGACGAUGUGAACGAGUUCGCCCCGGUGUUCCGGGAGCCGGUGUACCACGCGGCGGUGACGGAGGGGAGGAUCUACGACAGCAUCCUGCAGGUGGAGGCCUGGGACCAGGACUGCUCGCCGCAAUACAGCCAGAUCUGCAACUACGACAUCAUCACCGCCGACACGCCCUUCGCCAUCGAUCGCAAUGGCAACAUCAGGAAUACAGAGAGACUGAGCUUCGACAAGCAGCCGCGGUACAAGAUCAUGGUGACUGCGUUCGACUGCGGCCAAAAGAGGGCAGCGGAGAGCGUGCUGGUGCGCAUCGAUGUCAAGCCCGUCUGCAAGCCAGGCUGGCAAGGCUGGAACAAGCGAGUAGACUAUGACCCGGGGACCGGCAGCAAGCAGCUGUUUCCCAAGAUGCACCUGGAGACGUGCGACAGCCCUCUGUCCUCGGUGAGGGCCACCGUGGAGCUGCAGACCAGCCAUAUUGGGAAAGGAUGUGACCGGGAGACCUACUCCGAGAAGUCGCUGCAGAAACUGUGCGGUGCUGAGUCUGGCAGCACUGACCUUCUCCCCGCCCCCAGCGCUUCCACCAAUUGGACAGCCUCUCUGCUGACGGACAGCGGGAGGGACAGCGACCUCAUCUUCCGCUUUGACGGACGGCAGGCGGCCAACGUGCCGGACCAGGUGGUGCCCCAGAACCUGACGGACCAGUUCACCAUCGCCACCUGGAUGAAGCACGGCCCGAGUCUGGGCCCGAGGGCCGAGAAGGAGACACUGCUCUGCAACUCCGAUAAGACGGAAAUGAAUCGACAUCAUUAUUCCCUGUACGUCCACCACUGCCGCCUGGUCUUCCUGCUGAGGAGGGACUUCACGCAGGUGGACACCUUCCGCCCGGCUGAGUUCCACUGGAGGCUGGAGCAGAUCUGUGACCAGGAGUGGCAUUACUACGUGAUUAAUGUGGAGUUUCCCCUGGUAACUCUCUACGUGGACGGCGUGACCUAUGAACCCUACCUGGUAACAGACGAUUGGCCCAUCCACCCCUCCAAGAUUGAUGUCCAGCUGACAGUGGGUGCCUGCUGGCAAGGAGGUGAAGUCACCACUCCACGGUUCACCCAGUAUUUCAGAGGGAGUCUCUCAGGCCUGACCAUCCGCCCGGGAAAGAUCGAGACCCAGAAGGUCAUCUCCUGUCUGCAGGCCUGCAAGGAGGGUCUCGACAUAAACUCUCUGGAGAGCCUGGGCAGAGGCAUCAAGUUCCACUUCAACCCGGCCCAGUCCAUCCUGGUCAUGGAGGGGGACGACCUGGACAGCAUCAACGCGGCCCUGUCCAAGGUGUCCUACAUCAACUCCCGCCAGUUCCCCACGCCCGGGAUCCGGCGGCUGCGGAUCGCCACCUCCGCGCAGUGCUUCGGCGAGGACUCCUGCAUCUCCAUUCUGGAUGUGGAGACCGUGGUGAUGGUCCUGCCGCCCAGCGAGCCGCGCAUCACCAUCGCCGGGGCGGAGCUCCUGACCCGGCCCGCCCCCGACCUGCGCGACCCGGCGGGCGUGGCGCUCUUCCAGGACCUGCGCAUCGUCAGCACGGUCAGCAAGAGCGACGCGGCCGCACACAGCGCGGCCCACAGACCAGGAGUCAUUGAGCUCCUCCAUAACCUGGACUACUGCGACGUGCUGGUGAUUGGAGAGGAGCUGGACUCAGAGCAGGAGAGCCUGCACAUACCCCGUUCAGCCCUGCAGGGGAAGCACCUGGACGCCACCAACUCCACCUCGGGCAUCUCCAUCUAUGGCGUGGACUCCAUGUCACAUUAUGAGGAGGCCAUCCGGCAGGUGAGGUACCGCAACUGGCACCCGGCGGGCCUGAAGGAGCGCCGGUUCUGCGUCACCUGCUCGGAGCUCAACGGACGCUACACCAGCAACGAGUUCAACAUGGAGGUCAGUGUGCUCCACAGGUCAGAGGCCGUGGACCAUGUCAAUCACAUGGCUGCCCAAUCGCAGUACAUGCGGGCGGUGCAUCACCCAGUCAUGGUCCACAGUCUGAACUCCGCCCACAGCACAGGCACCCCCCCAGUAGCCACUGUGGUGAUUGUGAUGUGCAUCGCCGCCCUGGUGGUCAUCGUUGUCCUGGGCAUUUAUCGCAUGCAUGCAGCCCACCAGCUGGGCUCUAAGAGCGAGGAGGGCGACACCGAGCACAGGGAUGCUGACUGGGACGAGUCGGCGCUCACCAUCACUGUCAACCCCAUGGAGAAUGUCGAAGAGCCGAAGGCUGCGGAUGAGGAAGCCAGUGAAGAAGAAGAGGAAGAUGAAGAGGACGAGGAAGAAGAGGAUGAUGGACUGGAGGAUGACGUCACAAGCAUGGAGUCCGAAGAUAGUGAUGAUGAGGAGGCGGGGGUCCACAGGGGGACAGAGGAAGGCAAGAGCAAGGGCAGGCUGGAGUGGAAUACUACCUUAUCUUAGACUAACACACACACACUCACACUCAUGACAUAAAUACACAAACAUGCACUGAUGCACACGGAACAUCUAUGCCUUUCUAAAAAAAAAUUACAUUUCAGAUGAUAAAUUCCUUUGACCAAAUUCAAAUUUUUGCAACCAAUCUGUUUGCAAAACAAUGUCUCCCUCUGCUGAUUGGUAUUAUGUACUGCACCAUAAAGCCACACCGGCACAAUUGUAGAUCGACAUUUGUGUGAUUUUUCGUUUCCUUUCUGGGUCAAAAGCCACAAGAGCUCUGCCCCUUUUGAGCUGAUUCUUCUCGGAAUGCUCGGAACAGUUUCCAGCAAGUAGCAAAAAGAAGCUGUUUUGCGUGAAACAUACAAUGAAUCAAUGACAAAAUCCAUGCAAAGUACUUUAUAGACUGGACAUAGUACCUUUUGUUUCAUACAAUAUAUUGAAAAAUGUAAAAACUAAUCUUUGACAUGAACAUUAUUGCAUUUAUUUUCAGUAUUUUAAUAUCUUAAAGCAGUUUUUUAUGAUGGUAUAGCCUAUAUUUUAACGAUUACACUUAUGUUAAAUUUACAAUAGAAUAGAGUUUAGAAGAUAUGACUCGUCGCUAAUCGGGGUUUAUUAUUUUCCCGUUAUUCUUUAUUAACAUGUCUCACAUUUUUGUGCUUUUGUUUGUCAAAGAUUUCCCACUUUUCUCCUCUUGUCCAGGUAACACGAUGAGGGCAGAGGGAGCAAUGUCUUUUUAUAUACCGUUCUGUAGGUACACUAUAUGGUUCAAGUAGGAUAACUGAAGCACUUCACGCCAGCUUCUCUCAUUCGUGUGCAUUCAUACGGUAACUGCCUUUUCAUUGCGAUCGCCCGAUCUUUCUCUCCAUUCGCGGCCGACUUCCCAAUCGCCCUCCUCCAGGCAGAGGCUUUUGUGUGCACCUUCAAAACAGGUCAGCUAAGGUUGAAUUCUCCUUCGUAUGGCUUUGCUCGCACUCAGAACUGCCCCAGACCGAGAUCGACUUAGUUUCGGCCAGAGUAGCAAACGUCUUUUUUUCGCUUCAUUUUUAUUUCUCUCCAUGUUAAGUGCGUAUGUACGAUAUGCUGUAGAGCCUGGUUCUGCUCCGGUUGCACAGUACCAAACAGCACAAAUAUGCAAUGUCAAUCAAGUAACAUCCAUAAUACAUUGCAAAACUUGCAGAAAAUAUGCAAAAGAGAGAGCGACGUAAGAGUACAGUUUGUAGUUGGACCUCAGCAGAGGGUUUGACAUGGUGAGGGAUUGCUGAUUUUACUAGUUAACACCCUUCUGUUCACAAGAUUGCGUCGAUCUGAUACCCGUGUACUCUUCCGCACCAUUUUGUGAUUCGAAAUGCAGUACGACUGAACAAAACAGAUCUGUUAUGUUAAAAGGGCAAUUGAGUGUACACGUUUAUAGAGCCACAGUAAAUGCAGCUGUAAAUAAAGUGUUUAAUCAGAAAGCUGUAAGCGUGUUCAGAGCUUUCAACUGACACUUUGAAUUCUCCACGAGGCAGCAUGUGGAUUUGUCUUUCACUAAUGAAGAGUUUAAUUGUUAUUGCUCUGUUUCUUGCCGACUAAAUUGCUAAUAUCCACUUUCACUAAACUGACCAGUCUGCUACCAAUUAAGUUAGUGCAAAACUAUUAGUAUCACAUCAUCCUAAUUCAUUGAGUGUGGCCUGUUGUAGUUUAACCCUUAACUAACUACAGUACAUAAUUUACCAGCAUCUGGUCCAGAUGUGUUUAAAGAGCAGACGUAAGGACCCCGCCCCCAUCGGGGAGAACGUGGGUGGUGUUGUAGAUGGAUCUUUUUUUCUGUGCUUUAUUCUUGCCCAUGGUUUUCCUGAAGAGCUCCAUUUUGAAUUUGUGUAUUGGUUACAUGUAAAGUCUGUAGCAGUGAUUAGGAGUUCUUCCACCGCAUCAACUUUAUAAAGCCUGUGCUUGUGAUGUCAUCAAUGUGCAACUCCCCCCCCACCCCCUCCUCCCAAUCUCCACUCUGUGUUACCGCCUGCUUCGUCAGAUCAUGUUUUUGCUCGUCUCCAUGACUCCAAUGACGAUUAAAGAGCCAUUCGAAAUAUCUAGCCUGUAAAAAUGUGUAAAACUAUUUUAUAAGUUUUUCUUUAAUUUUCCCCCCCGUUUUUCUGUUCUUUCCUUUCCUUGAUGGUGACUGCAGCACUUUCUGUAUGUCAGCCAAUAAAGGCUUGUUUUAGAAUCCA